UAGCGGAGGACGGAGUGCAGUAGGAAGCGCGAACAUGGCGUCAGAGGGAAACGUUGACCGGUGGCAGGCCGCAUUGAGUGAGCAUGGCCUGUUCUCCAGGCUGCGAGCGGCGGAGGAGAAUGGCAAGGCCAGGAACCGGGCACACCUCAGAAACCUUAUCUGCAGCGUGGACGGGGACCUGCUGGUGUGGGACCAGGAGGAGUGCUGCUUCUGGACUGUCAGACUGCGGGACCUGGGAACAGACUCCUCGGGGAGCAGGGGGGAGCAGAAACUGAUGUGCAUAAAUCCCCCACUCUUCGAUGUCACUGAUGUUCUGUUAAGCCCUACACAUCAUCAUAUUGCACUGAUUGGAGCCAAAGGUGUGAUGGUUCUUGAGAUUCCUGAACGCUGGGGAAAGAACUCUGAAUUUGAAGGUGGUAAAACCGUUGUAAACUGCAGGACAAUCCCAGUAGCAGAAAGAAUUUUCACCUGUUCCACAUCCCUAAUUCUAAAGCAGGCAACCUGGUACCCUAAUGAGGCACAGGAACCUCGUUUAAUUUUACUUGCAUCAGAUAACACAAUAAGAAUAUACAAUUUUCAAGAUCCUUUGACUCCUGAAAAGGUUAUCAUCCUCUCUAAUUCUGAUGAAGAAUCUGACCUUCCAUAUAAUGGGCGAUCUUACAAAGCUUCUCUUGGAGAAACUGCAGUUGCCUUUGAUUUUGGCCCACCAACAUCAGUUUCUAAGGCCUUUGGUCUAAAAAGCAAACAGGAAACUCUGGCUUACCCACUGUACAUCCUUUAUGAAAAUGGAGAGACCUUCUUGCUGUACAUGGACUUACAGAAUAGUGCUACUAAUGUUGGCAAACUGCUGGGCCCACUUCCUAUGCAUCCCGCGGCUGAAGAUAACUAUGGCUAUGAUGCCUGUGCUGUACUUUGCUUACCCUGUGUACCCAACAUAUUGGUCAUUGCCACAGAAUCAGGACUCCUCUACCACUGUCUGGUGCUGGAAGGGGAAGAAGAUGAUGAUCAGAUGUUGGAAAAGUCGUGGAAUUCCAGCUCAGACCUGAUCCCCUCACUGUAUGUGUUUGAAUGUGUUGAACUAGAGUUGGCAUUGAAGCUUCCAACAAAUCAGGAGGAGUCAACUGAAUCAGACUUUGCGUGUCCUAUCAAACUACACAGAGAUGUUAGCUUAUCCCAGUACCACUGCACUCACAUGGCAGGUGUUCACAGUGUAGCACUGACCUGGCUUAGCAAACUGCAGAAAUUUCUCAGUGGAGGAGAGGAAGAAAGGGAUAGUUUACAAGACCUGGCAGCAGAACAAAAGUCUCUCGUGGAGCAUAUUCUAUGUACCAAGCCACUACCCUGCAGAGAACCUUCUCCAAUUCAAGGAUUUUGGAUUAUAUCUGACUUUUCGCUUGGAACAUCAAUGAUCUGCAUAACAUGUGGCUUUGAAUGCAUCACUAGACCACUGCUUACAAAUGCCCAUCCACCAUCUCCCCCACUUCUCCACUCUCAGGUUGGCAGUAGUGCCACAACGUCCAUGCCAUGUUCUGCAGCAGAUGCCAGGGAGUCCUUUGAAAUUCACAUUCAAGGCAUUUUGAGCCGUAAAGCUACAAACCCAUUGCUUCUAAACUCCUCAAAUAAAGACAAAUCUCCUUCACCUGAGGAAUGUCUCCAGCUGGUGAGCAGAGCUACCCAAGUGUUUCGGGAAGAAUAUGCACUGAAACAAGAUCUAGCCAAGGAAGAGAUACAAAGACGAGUGAAGAUGUUGAUGGUGCAAAAAGAGAAACAACUUAAAGAUCUGUGGUACUGUAAAGAGGAAAGGAAAAGACUUAAAGAUAUGGCUGAACGUCUUGCUGAGAAGUUUGAAGAAGCCAAGGAGAAACAAGAUGAUUUACUUAAUAGAUUUAAAAAGGUAUUGCAUACUUUCCACACUCAACUCCCAGUGUUGUCCGACAGUGAGCGAGAUACAAAGAAAGAAUUGCAGUCCACUAAUGAACAGCUGCAGUACUUGAGCAAUGCUAUUAAACAGGUCAAGAUGAAAAUGUCUUAUCAGGAGAAACAGAUGGAAAAUAAGAAUAGCCCAAGGAAAUCCAGCUUUGCUCUUAAUGAAAGUCAAAGAAAAAAUAUUCAGUCUGUGCUAAAAGAAGAGGGUGAAAAUAUUCAAGCAAUGGUGAAGCAGAUAAAUGACAUCCGAAACUAUGUGAAUUUCUAAUCAAGAAAUGCAGGACAUUGUUUACACAUUAUUAUUGCAUCAGACGAUGUUUAUUGAAGACACCAUUUCGCCAAUGCGGCCAUAACCAACAGGAAAUAUGGACUAACAAAUGACUGUUGUAUAUAAAAAGACAGAUCUGGAUAUGAUUUGGAAAACUAGUUCUUCUGAGCUUAAAAUAACAUUUAUGUAAAAAUGCAUAUUGGUCACUUGAUUUUGUAAAAGGAAACAUGCAAUUGUAUUCUUGUUUUUAUUAAUGGGACUGUCCAAUUUAAUUGUCCAUAAAACCAAGAUUCUAAAUAUUA
This is a messenger RNA of Pelobates fuscus (common spadefoot toad), 2496 nucleotides long. It is a transcript of the gene NUP88, whose product is annotated as nucleoporin 88. Gene Ontology annotation, molecular function: protein binding; structural constituent of nuclear pore. The coding region runs from base 35 to 2194 and encodes 719 amino acids. Gene Ontology annotation, biological process: ribosomal small subunit export from nucleus; protein import into nucleus; mRNA export from nucleus. Gene Ontology annotation, cellular component: nuclear pore. The transcript has 17 exons. The record is from RefSeq and is a predicted model, not a curated record. NCBI's taxonomy places the organism in Eukaryota, Metazoa, Chordata, Amphibia, Anura, Pelobatidae.